Messenger RNA from Pseudozyma hubeiensis SY62, 615 nucleotides. Its product is annotated as 60S ribosomal protein L13/L16. Gene Ontology annotation, biological process: translation; negative regulation of translation. Gene Ontology annotation, molecular function: mRNA binding; structural constituent of ribosome. Lineage: Eukaryota; Fungi; Basidiomycota; Ustilaginomycetes; Ustilaginales; Ustilaginaceae. The coding region runs from base 1 to 615 and encodes 204 amino acids. The transcript has a single exon. Gene Ontology annotation, cellular component: ribosome; cytosolic large ribosomal subunit. The record is from RefSeq and is a predicted model, not a curated record.
AUGUCCCUCCAGCAGGCUAACCCAUACAUCGUUGACGGCAAGGGACACCUUCUCGGUCGUCUCGCCGCUACCCUGGCCAAGGAGCUCCUCUCUGGCCAGAAGGUUGUCGUCGUCCGUUCCGAGCUCAUCAACGUUUCCGGCUCCUUCUUCCGCAACAAGUUGAAGUACCACGCCUACCUGCACAAGCGCCACUUGGUCAACCCCAAGAAGGCCGGUCCCUUCCACCACCGCGCUCCCUCGCGCAUCCUCUACAAGGCCAUCCGCGGCAUGAUGCCUCACAAGACCGCUCGUGGUGCCGCCGCCCUCCAGCGAUUGAAGGUCUACGAGGGUGUCCCCCCUCCUUACGACCGCAAGAAGCUCAUGGUCAUCCCCGCUGCUCUCCGUGUCCUCCGUCUCAAGCCCGGCCGCAAGUACGCCACCAUCAAGCGUAUCUCGCACGAGGUCGGCUGGAACCACAUGGAGACCGUUGACAAGCUCGAGGCCAAGCGCAAGGUCAAGCAGCAGGCUUACCACGAGCGCCAGGUCACCGCUUCCAAGAAGCGCGCCGCCGCUCAGACCGCCACCGCCGACAAGCUCAAGGACGUCAACGUCCAGCUCGCUUCGUACGGCUACUAA